UUUUUCCCGGGGAGCUGAAAAGAGACAGUAGGUGGACAGUUAAAUCGAAAUAAAAAAACACUGGAGAGAAGUGCCGAAGAAGAAGAAGAAGGAUGAUGAUGCGGUACAAAGAGGAGAAAGAGGCCAAGAAAGAAGCUUUCAGGAAGUAUUUGGAAUCCAGUGGUGUUCUUGAUUCUCUCACCAAAAUUCUGGUUGCUUUGUAUGAGCAGCAUGACAAGCCUUCCUCCGCUCUAGAAUUCAUUCAACAAAAGCUGGGCGGUCCAUCUGUCUCCGAUUACGAGAAGCUUCAAGCUGAGAAAUCGGAUCUACAGAUAAAGUACAAUGAGCUUCUGGCCAAACACCACGAAACCUGCAAAGAGUUAGAUGAGCUCAAGAGUCUGCAUUCACGGAAUUCUUCUUCCAAGGAAGGUAUGGAUGCAGAGGCCCCCCAUGAUGGCUGAGCUGAGUCCUGAACACGAGCCAGCAACUACCUUCUCUCGUCGGUACUGCAUGUUUAAUUGUAUUUUAUGUGUUUCAAGAAUCGCAUUCAGCAAUCAAACAUAAACUAUUUUGUUAACCAGUGCUCCAUUUUCGUUAUCCAAUUUUGAUUUUCGGUUAAGGUAUA
Tarenaya hassleriana is the source of this 604-nucleotide messenger RNA. RefSeq names its product C-Myc-binding protein homolog. The transcript is spliced from 5 exons. Bases 93 to 440 code for a protein of 115 amino acids. Gene Ontology annotation, biological process: regulation of DNA-templated transcription. Gene Ontology annotation, molecular function: transcription coactivator activity. Gene Ontology annotation, cellular component: nucleus. The record is from RefSeq and is a predicted model, not a curated record. NCBI's taxonomy places the organism in Eukaryota, Viridiplantae, Streptophyta, Magnoliopsida, Brassicales, Cleomaceae.